CAUAUCUCUCAAAGGAAAAGGAAGAAAAAACCCAUGUCAGUGGAACAUCAACUGCAAGCAAUGGUGGAAAAGCUUUACGCUGAGUCUGCGCAGGAGCAGGGUAAGCUGCUUUGCAUUGAAAGCCUGCUCCAGGACCUGCAUACACUUUUCAGGAUGGUCCAUAGGAAGAUCAGUGGCAUCAACGACAGUGCACUUCUCAUGAUCAGCGCCAACAACGAGCAGUACCACCAGCUUCUACAGAGGCUCUGGUCUCUCACACUUGACAUUGAUGACAUGCUCAACAAGGUCUCUUGCUAUCUAACAAAAACAAGGGUCCUCUCAAUUCAGGUACACAGCUCAUUCAUCCUUAGAAGGCUCCCUUUUCGACGCCGCAUUGUCCAUAAGAUCAAACAAUCAAUAGUUGAAUUGCAAGAAUGCUAUGCACAGACAUAUAGAAUCCGAUUCCCAGCCAAACAUAGAGAUAUCAGCACACCUAUGGUUUGCCAAGGAGCACAUAGCAUACGACCAGAAGGGAUACUAGGAAGGGAAAAGGAAGUGGAUGAUGUUCUAACAAUGAUGCAAGCUGAUCAUGGCAAAGCUGGCCUGUCAGUGCUUCCCAUAACCGGAAUGGCUGGAAUUGGGAAGACAACCCUUGCUCAGUUAGUGUUCUCACAUCCAUGGGCUGUCAAGACAUUUGGUGAUGACCGAAUUUGGGUCGUGGUGUCUAGUAGUUUCGAUGAUAUGAUAAUAUUGAGCAGACUAGCAGAAUUUCUAAACACCAGGCAAUGCAACACAGUGGACUCUGAGAGCCUUCAGUGCCUUGUCAAGCAGCGACUAUGCGGGCGAAAGUUUCUUAUUGUCUUGGAUGAUGUUUGGGGUCAGAAUCUGCAGAAAUGGAAGCUAUUGAUUGAGGUCCUUGAGAGUGCCAAGUCAGGAAGCAAGAUGAUUGUGACUAGUCGCGUUCCAGAUGUUGUAACAAUGACCAACUCUCUCAGACCAUACACUUUGAAGCGUCUCUUACCAAUCGAUUCUUCAAACCUUCUCACACAAUGGAUGCAAAAUUCUGCAGAGUUGCCGCCGCGGCUAAUUCCAAUAAGAAAAAUGAUCGCUGACACAUGUUGUGGCGUGCCCUCACUACUACUCAGUGCAUCAAACAAGCUCAAGAGCAUACGGAAGACUGAAGUUGCAUGGCAGCAUGUCCUGAGCAGAUUUGACCUAGUUUUCUACGCAGACCCACUUCUGUUGGAUGCAACUUACGUCAGUUAUCAACAACUCCCUUCCAAUAUCCAGCAAUGCUUUCUAUACUGUUCACUGUUCCCAGUUCAUAGCUUUACUCCCGAACAGUUGACUGGCAUGUUUGUUGCUGAUGAUCUCAUAAAACUGUCAAGCAGCAAAUCUGACAUGCAUAUGUACUUCUCCAAGAUAAUGACAGAACACUACUAUGAUGUAAUGCAGAAACCUCGACACAAAGCAUACGCUAUUUACAAGAUGCACCCUGGGAUGCAACUUCUUGCACAAAUGAUUAGCAGGGGAUUUCACUUAGCAAUAGAUGCCAGGAAGGAAUUAGUUUGGCCUGUAGAAAAUGCAAAAAAAAGUGCUCGGUGCCUCUCCUUACUCGUUGACUCGAAGACAACUGAGCUUCCAACAGAAUUGUUUGAAAUGGGAAAUCUGAGGACACUAAUCUUGCUCAGAGAUGAAAAGAUGCUUUUGUCUGACAAGAAGUGCUCAAUCACAGACAUCCCAGAAGAAUUCUGCAAAUGUCUGAUAGAUAUGCGUGUACUACACAUGCAAUCUUGCAGGAUCAAAAGAGUACCUAAGUUAAUUGGUAUGCUUAAAAAAUUAGCCUAUCUUAAUCUCUCCCACAAUGAUAUAGAGAUUAUACCAGAUUCAAUAUGCAACCUUCAGUUCUUGAAGAAUUUCAACCUUUCACGAACUGAGAUUGCUGAAUUGCCAGAAUCAGUUGGAAAGAUGCAAGCUUUGCAAGUUUUGGAUCUAUCUCAUUGUGAAAAACUUCUUCAUUUGCAUGAAUCUGUAAGCAAUCUUGUGAAUCUUCAAAUCCUAAACCUUGAAGGCUGUCAUUACCUUGCUAUUUUACCAAGAAGCAUGAAAAACUUGAAAAGUCUUGCCUACCUAAACGUUCUUGAAUGUCCUUUACUAACUCAAAUGCCCUGUCAGAUGAACCAACUUAGAAACCUCGAGAUAUUGCCAAGGUACAUUGCAGCGGAAAAUCACGAGCACACCAUCUCAGAGUUGCGUCCCUUAGUUAGUUUGAAGGAACUCAGUAUUUGCAAUAUGGAAAAUGCUUCUUUUGAUGACGCAAGGAAUGUAAUCCUGCAAAAGAAAAAUAGGCUUGUGUCUUUGGCAUUAAGUUGGACAGGAAGCUGUACAGAUCCUAUGAUUAGUUCAAAAGCACAGCAAAUACUUGAACUUCUUAAGCCAAACCGUGGUUUGAAAGUGUUAUGCAUUUUCUCAUGUCCAGCAAAGAAGCUUCCAUCAUGGAUAACAAGCAUGCCAGCAUACUUAAAAUCACUUACUGAGAUCAAGCUAGUUAAUUUGGCAUGUGAAUGCCUACCUCCACUGGGGCAAUUACCUCUUCUCAAGAUUGUUGAAUUAAGUGGAAUAAAUGCUGUCACACGUGUAGGUGACGAAUUCUAUGGGGAUGAUGGCACAUUCGCCUCACUGGAGAAACUCUCGUUCUUUCACAUGCGCAACCUAGAAAUAUGGCUUCCAUCACAGAGAGAAGCAAUUUUCCCAAACCUUCAAGAAUUGACUAUCACCCAAUGCCCAAAAUUUAGAGCAGUGCAUGUGAAACUCCCAGUUGUCAAAAGCUUAAUCAUGUUGUUGAACAACGAUAAAUUGAUUGGAUCUAGAGGAGCACUGGAAGGUUUCUCUCAAAACCUGAAAUCUCUGUCGGUUUCCCUGUGUGACGGGCUAUUAGAGUGUUCAGAAUGUGAGGGGCUGAGAGAACUUCGAGGUAUUGAGGAACUUCAUAUUUCAAGGUGCACAGAAUUGAUUUCUUUGCCCCAUGGCAUGCAGCAUUUGUCAUUCCUCCGAACCUUGACAAUAACAGAGUGCACAAAUUUGGAAACUUUCCCAGAAUGGUUGAAGAAUUUCACCUCUCUGAGAUCCUUGCACAUAUCUAGUUGUCCAAAGCUGCACAUACCCAAGAGUUUGAAUAAUCUGUCGAAUCUCGAGAUUAGUCUAGAGUGAAGGCCCUCAGUUCCACUUUUGGACAGAAAUGUUUAUGCAACAAAUGUAACAAAAUAUAUACACAAUGAAUACAUAACAUUGUUAGUACCAGUCAUAGCUUCUGCAUUUUUGCAGACAAAUUUCUUUGAGAUAUCAUGCUUCUGUCUGGUUCUAAUUGAUCGUGUUCCUAUUUAUGGAACAUGUGCAAAUA
Oryza sativa Japonica Group (Japanese rice) is the source of this 3379-nucleotide messenger RNA. RefSeq names its product disease resistance protein RGA2. The record is from RefSeq and is a predicted model, not a curated record. Lineage: Eukaryota; Viridiplantae; Streptophyta; Magnoliopsida; Poales; Poaceae. Gene Ontology annotation, biological process: defense response to other organism. Gene Ontology annotation, molecular function: ADP binding; protein binding.